Messenger RNA from Toxorhynchites rutilus septentrionalis, 3197 nucleotides. RefSeq lists its product as uncharacterized. The transcript is spliced from 4 exons. The coding region runs from base 675 to 3197 and encodes 840 amino acids. Lineage: Eukaryota; Metazoa; Arthropoda; Insecta; Diptera; Culicidae. The record is from RefSeq and is a predicted model, not a curated record.
UAUACGAUAAUGUAUUCAGAAAUACUUUUCCGUGCAUGCUAUAAGUAUGGAACACCUUCAAUCCAAUGUACUGAAAUUACACAAGCUUGAAUAUUAUGAAUUAUUUUGAAUUCUACUGUUUCCUCUGUCUAUUGGUAUCGCAUUAUAUAAAAGCCCGAAGUGGAUAAAUAAAACUCUCUCUUAUCAUACAACUCUACAUCUGUGUACAUCAUUUAUUGGAAGAAGUCAGUGAUUUCGACAAGUUCGCCUCGCUCGCUCUCGGAGGAUAGAGAAAAUAAGUUUAUCUAAGUCUACAACAGUGGUGCCGAAACCCGGGAAUCGUCUCGCCGGAUAACUAUCGGGUCAAAAGUGUGUCGCAGCAGUACAAUUCGAAUGUGUCUGAGCCCCCUUUGGCUGACUCGAAGCAAUUGAUCGACGAAUUCUACAUCAAGAACACGUGACCAGCCGUCGUCACCUCCGAAAGCGUGAAGUUGCCUCAACUUCUCUUAUUCAUCUCGUUCAUCGAAAAACCGACUCAGUUACCAGGUCAGGUACAGCCACAAAUCACACAAGCAAUUCGUCUUCCGGAGAUUAGAGUCCCAGAAUUCGAUGGGAAUCCGGAAAAGUGGAUUGAGUUCCGAGAUCUUUUCAAGUCGCUUGUUCACGCCAAUGGGCAGCUAACUUCCGUUCAAAAAAUGCAUUAUUUGAAGGCUGCAUUGAAGGGUGAAGCACAUCAAAUAAUUUCGUCAAUUCUCGUAUCCACCGAAAAUUAUCAAAUUGCGUUGAAAGCUAUCGAAGAAAGGUAUGAUAAUCCUAACCUAUUGAUUAAGCGUCAUAUUUCUGCAUUGUUCUCUAUUCCUACAUUGAAACGCGAAUCUGCUUCAGGGCUAUCCGAAUUGCUCGAUCAAUUUGAUCGCCAUGUUAGUGUGCUGAACCAAUUGGAGGGUCCAGAUCGUCACUGGAAUUCGGUCCUCGUGGAGAGUCUAAGUCGUCGUUUAGACUCAGUGACAUUAAGGGAAUGGGAAAAACAGUGCAAAGAUAAUGAGCGACCAACGUAUGAACAAUUAGUGAACUUCGUCAGAAAACAAGCUCGUAUGUUACUAUCGGUGAAACUAUCCCAAAAUGCAAGUGUAUUUAGCAAUGAUGAGAAGCGACCAACCAAAACGGGUUCGACAUUGGUCGCCACCGAACCUUCGAUUAGAUGCCCUCAGUGUAAGCAGAGUCAUUUUUUGUAUAACUGUGUACAAUAUAAGAGUUUACCGCCAAAGCAGCGUUUUAAUCUUGCCAAACGAUAUAAAUUGUGUAUAAAUUGUCUAGGUGGUUAUCACAUGGCUAAAAAUUGUAACUCGGCUAAUUGUGGAGUGUGUGGAAAUCGGCAUCACACACUAUUACAUCUGCCGACAGCAGAUAGUUUGGAUCGUUCUCAAACUAACUCGAGAGUAUCGCACUCAUUUAUCGCUAAUGAACAAUCGGUAGAAAGUGAAGAACAAUUAUAUCCUAAUCAGUACAAUACGCAAUCGUAUAAUACAUCACCGUCGGGUUCGAAAUCUACGCAUAUGCCAGUGGUUCAUACCCUCGCGACUCUCUCGUCGACUACAUCUACCACAGUGAGUUCAUUAUCUGCACACUCUGAAGAAAAUAAGCCAGAGUCAACCUUAACACAGAUGUAUCCGUCGCGUAAUAUCGGGUGUGAAGUGUUUCUAGCAACAGCCUUGAUCAAGGUGAAAGAUUUGUUCGAUCGUAAUCACUUCGUGCGUAUCGUGUUGGACAGUUGUUCGCAGUGUAAUUUCGUUUCGGAGUCCCUAGUUAUGAAACUUGGACUCAAGCGUAGUAAAACAAACGUGGAUGUGAUCGGUGUCGGCACGGGAAAAGUACAUAUCACGGAAACAGUUAUGCUUAAUAUAAAGUCUCGAGUAAGCAAAUUUGAAGCUGCAGUGUCAUGUCUGGUUAUCCCGAAAAUACCGGCGAUUUUGCCCAGUAAAAACAUCAACAUUUCGAAAUGGAAUAUACCGUCGAAUGUAGUGCUCGCUGAUCCUCGUUUUAACAUUAGUGCGGGAGUUGAUGUUCUCGUCGGCGCGGAAUUAUUCUUUUCGUUGCUAGAAUCUAGCCGAAUUUCGUUUGCCCAAGGUUAUCCUCUAUUACAGAGUACCGUAUUCGGAUUCGUGGUGUCGGGAAUGUAUUCAUCUGCUGCAAAUCAAUCGCCGAUUUGCAUUAUUAGUACCGCCAAUAGUCUAGAAACAAUGCUCCAAAGGUUUUGGGAAAUUGAAAAUUUCGACGUCGGUAGAGCGUUAACUUUAGACGAGCAACGGUGUGAAGAUCAUUUUAGAAGAACUGUGUCGCGGGAACCUGAUGGAAGAUACGUGAUUCGACUACCGCUACGCGAAGACCGGUUACCCUAUCUUGGAGACGCGUAUCAGCUGGCUCAGCGCCGGUUCCUAUCAACUGAACGGCGUUUCAGGACGGACUCGAACCUCCGUGACAGCUAUCAUCAAUUCAUGGAUGAGUACGCAAGAUUGGGGCACAUGCAGCGCACUACGCAUACAGUUACAUAUGGCACAACGUGUGCUCCUUUCCAAGCUACGCGAGUUUUGAUGCAAUUGGCAGAUGAUGAAGAGUCGCGGUUUCCGUUAGGUGCAAAAAUAAUUAGGAAAAACACUUAUGUUGACGAUACAUUGGCUGGUGGUGACAAUUUGAACGACGUUGUCAAUGCUGCAGCGCAGUUAAGGCUGCUAUUAGCCGCCGGCGGUUUCAGUCUUCGGAAAUGGUGUGCUAAUGACGCGAAGGUUUUACGGGAAAUACCCCCUGACCUAAUUGAGAUGCCGAGUGAGAUUGAAAUAGAUAGGUCGUCGUCAGUGAAAACUCUAGGGUUGCUCUGGAAUCCUCACAUCGAUCAAUUUGCUUUCAAAAUUCCAGAUUUAUCCAGCACAGAUACGAUCUCUAAACGCGUUGUUGUAUCGGAAAUGGCCCAAUUAUUCGACCCCAUGGGCCUAGUCGGAUCGGUAGUUGCAGCAGCUAAAAUCUUCGUACAGCGUUUAUGGAUAGGUCAGCAUACGUGGGAUGAACCACUCCCGGAUGAGUUGAAAGACUGGUGGCAAGAUUAUCGCGAACAACUGCCGCUACUGCACCAGUUGAGAGUGCCUCGACGUGUAAUCACUAAAUUUCAGAAAUUCAAAAACUUUCUGACGGACAUACAUGGAGGCAUGUUCCAUCAGAAAUGA